CAGAUGCCAAGUAGCUGCACAAGCUGUACUUCCCUCACAUGGAUACCGGACCACGCAAUCAUGUACCCGUGUUGUUUCCCCAGGGGGCUGAUAUCCUGUCACCCGAAUGGGCCGAAUGGGCCUCUUUCAGUUCUCUACAACACCGCCACUUAGACUGGCGUGCACUCUUCCUUUCGUCUUGAAGCCAAGAUGCGCGUCGCCGUCAUUGGGGCCGGUCCUUCGGGACUAGUGACACUGAAAUACCUCAUCACGGCACACCAAUUCCUCGGGACAAAGCCGAUCGAAGCUCGCCUCUUCGAGACCGAGGCCGGGGUUGGUGGCACGUUCCUUGCCAGGACGUAUGAGGACGCAGAGCUCGUCUCUUCCACCCAGCUCACCACCUUCUCCGACUUCAGGCCGAGGAAGGAUGACCCCGACUUCCUGAGCGCCUCGCGCUAUAUCGAGUACCUGAAUGACUAUUGCACACGCUUUAACCUGUGGCCACGCAUUCACCUCUUGACCACAGUUCGGUCUGUGUCACGGCGCCCAGGGGGUGGCCACUUGGUCGCGUACCAGGCUAGGGGCGCCCCUGAGCCGCUGACAUGGGAGUGCGACGCCAUUGCCGUUUGCUCCGGCCUCCAUGUGGUGCCCAACAUCCCCAAGAUUGAGGGGAUCGAGAGGGUCCCUGUCGUUUUCCACUCGUCGGCCUUCAAGGAGCGAGCGCAGUUUGGCAUUAACAAGACGGUCCUCGUACUUGGCAGCGGAGAGACUGGGGCCGAUCUAGGCUAUCUUGCCGUUACUUCACCGACGAAGAGGGUGGUUUGGUGCCAUCGAAACGGCUUCCACAUCGCCCCCAAGAGAAAUCCAACGCCGACCAUCCUCCCGAUUCUUGGCCGAAAGCCAAAGCCCCGUCGCACUCUGCCAGUCCCCGUCGACUGCAGCCGGGCGAGCCUGUUUGACACGGCAUAUGUCCAUCCCUGGCUGCGGAACCACUCAGCCCUCUGGACCUACUACGACUUCUAUGUCAAGGCCAUCUUGUGGACGACGACCGGGACGACCCACGGGUUGGACCAGUGGGUGGGCGGCAUCACGCCCGGGCGGGAGCACGCGUCCAAAAUCUUCUUCAACAAGUCCGGCAACAUAGGCCCCUACGUCAGCUACCCUUAUCGACCCGAGAAGAAGUCCCUCCUCGAGACAAUCCGGUCGGCUCUCAUCACCAUCCCUGUCGUGGACACCCACGGCCGCAAGAUCGACCUAGCCCCCUGGCCCGAGCGCAUCGACGCUGACGGUGUGGUCCACUUUCGCGACAACGGCCGGCCCGAGUACGAGCGCAUGAGGCGCGAGACGGUCCGUCCGGAUGUCGUCGUCCUCUGCACGGGGUACAAGCAGGUGUUCCCGUUCUUCGACCAUGACAGCAACAACAACGACAACAAGAACGCCACCCGCAACGGCACCAAAUCAGCACCCUCCCCCCCGCCCCGCCCCUACCCGACCGCCUCCGACGCCGACGUCCGCAACAUCUGGCGCCGCGACGACCCGACCGUCGCCUUCAUGGGCUUCGUGCGGCCGUCCCUAGGCGCCAUCCCACCCCUGUCGGAGAUGCAGGCGCAGCUCUGGGUGCUGCACCUCGUGGCGACCCUGGACCCGACGAUCGACCCGUCGCUGCGCCCGCCCCGGCCGCUCCUCCCCCGCGACGAGCCGCACUACCGGCUCCUGCACGCGCCCGGGUCGCGCGUCGGCUACGGCGUCGACCACGAGAGCUACGCGUACCAGCUCGCGCUGGACAUGGACUCAGCGGCCGGGUUCGCCGAGGUCGUCCGUCUCGGCUGGGCGGCGGCCGGGGGGUUGCGGUCGGGCCACGGCGCGUGGAGGCUGCCGGUCGUGUGGGCGCUGGGGGCGAACUUCAACGCAAAAUUUAGGCUGCGCGGGCCGUGGAGGUGGGAUGGUGCUGUGGAUGUGCUGGUUGAUGAGCUGUGGUUGACUGUGGCGAGGCGGGGGGUGUUCUUUGGACACAUUACCCUGUCUGCACUGCCAAUGAUCAUCUUCGGUCCGAUCAGCUUGGCCGUCUUUGUCUAUGCCACCAUACUCGACCUGUUCAGCUCUGUAGUCGGGAAACCGACGGUCAAUAAGGCGAAGAUCGUCAACGGUAUCAAGUAGGCCUCAUCCGGCGUGAGCUGAGCAAAGGGUUGCCAUCUUGAUAGGUUUCUACCCUGGGCACAUAAUCGGGGUGAGAGCGUAGAGAGGCAGGAGGGCUGGAGACUCAGGGCCAUUAUUGGCAUUUCCACUCUUUGAAAAGGCACAAUAACCAUAUCUCAGUGCGGGCGUUGUCAGGGGAGGCCAUCUCAAAUGCUGCUAAAUGACCAGUUUUAAUACCCAAAUUGAGGUCCUUGCAUC
This is a messenger RNA of Phialemonium atrogriseum, 2373 nucleotides long. Its product is annotated as FAD/NAD(P)-binding domain-containing protein. Bases 190 to 2136 code for a protein of 648 amino acids. NCBI's taxonomy places the organism in Eukaryota, Fungi, Ascomycota, Sordariomycetes, Cephalothecales, Cephalothecaceae. The transcript is spliced from 5 exons. The record is from RefSeq and is a predicted model, not a curated record. Gene Ontology annotation, molecular function: N,N-dimethylaniline monooxygenase activity; NADP binding; flavin adenine dinucleotide binding.